Closterium sp. Naga37s-1 is the source of this 1101-nucleotide messenger RNA. Lineage: Eukaryota; Viridiplantae; Streptophyta; Zygnematophyceae; Desmidiales; Closteriaceae. The record is from the annotation of a GenBank genome assembly.
AUGCGGGGAGAGAAUGAAGAUGCUGAGGGUCCCUCAGGGCACCAAGCGGGAGCGGAUGGGCUGGUGCUGGUGAUGGAGAUGAGGCUGAGGGCGCUGGAAGGGCAGCUGGAGGAGACACGGAGGGGACUGGAGGAGGCUGAGAGGAGAAGGGCAGAGGAGAUGCUAACAGUGAGAGGUGAAACGCUAACUGUGAGAGGGGAGUUAGUGACAGUAAGAGGGGAAUCAACAACAGCGAGAGGGGAGCUGGUGACGACAAGGGGAGAGCUGGUGACAGUAAGGGGAGAGAUGGCGACAAGGAAAAGCGAGUUUGAAGCAGUAAAAGGGGAAUUGGUGACGGUAAAAGGAGAGUUGGCAACAACAAGGGGAGAGCUGGGUACUGUGAAAGAGGAGUUGGCAACAGUAGAGGGGGGAUUGGUGACAGUAGAAAGAGAGGUCGCAACAACAAGGGGAGAGAUGGGGAGAGUGAAAAGAGAGUUGGAAGCAGUUAAAGGUGAGUUAGUGACAGCAAAAGGGGAGCUGGCAACAACAAGAGGAGAUAUAGCGACAACGAAAGAGGAGUUGGCAACAGUAGAGGGGGGAUUGGUGACAGUAAAAAGGGAGGUCGCAACAACAAGGGGAGAGAUGGGGACAAUGAAAGGGGAGUUGGAAACGGUUAAAGGUGAGUUAGUGACAGUAAAUGGGGAGAUGGCAAGAACAAGGGAUGAGAUCUCUGUAGUAAAAGGGGAGUUGGAAACAGUUAAUGGAGAAGUAAUGACAGUAAAUGGGGAGCUGGCAACAAGGAGAGAGCUGGCGACGGUGAAAGGUGAUUUGGAAGCAACAAGGGGGGGGUUGGAAACAGUGAAAAAGGGGUUGAUGGAAGCAACAAGGGAGCUGGCUGAACAGAAAGAAUGCCUGCAGAAAGUGGAGAAGGAAAAAUCAGAGUUGGAGGAGGAGGUGAAGACUACUUUGGGGAAGGAGGGGGAGGAGGGGAGGAUGGUAAGGAAGGGAGAAAAGGGGGAAGGGCAGGAGGGUGGAGGGUAUGGCGAGGUGAAGGGGAGAAGGUUGGGGCAGAGAAAAGGGGGGGUUGGGAAGCCAGGGACGGAAGAUCUGAUGUUUGGAUGA